AACCAGCAGUGACUGUCUGCCGGGGCGGGCAGCCAAGGGGCAGGGCAGGAAGCUGGCAGCCACCCGAGACGAGUAAAGCUGUGAUUGGCGACCCCAGCACCACCAGUUAGCACCACCCCUUUGGGAGGAUGGCAACUGAAACUGUCUUCCCGCAGCUCCCUGAGAGUGAGGCCAGGAAAGCCCCCGAGGAUGGUGGUGGGAACAGGAGUGUGGAUGGUGACACCACGAGCAGAAACCCUUUUGCCGGGCUGGUGAGCCACCUGCGAGCAUCCUGGCUUUCUGGGAAGACUCGACCCAUGGAAUACCGUGUGGCCCAGCUGGAGGCCCUGGGACGAUUCCUGGAUGACAAGAAGCAGGAGAUCCUGGAGGCCACUGCCUCUGACUUGGGCAAGGCACCCUUUGAAGCUGAAUUAUCUGAGAUCCUCCUGUGCAAGAAUGAGCUCCAUGAGACCCUGAACAACCUGUCCCAGUGGAUGAAGGACGAGCACGUGAACAAGAACCUGGUGAUGCAGCUGGACUCCGCCUUCAUCCGCAAGGACCCCUACGGGGUGGUGCUCAUCAUAGCGCCCUGGAACUACCCCAUCCACCUUUUCCUGGUGCCCCUCAUCGGGGCCAUCGCUGCUGGGAACUGUGUCAUUGUCAAACCUUCAGAGGUAUCCAAGAACACAGAAAGACUUGUGGCAGAAGCGCUGCCUGACUACCUGGACAAGGACUGCUUUGCUGUGGUGACCGGUGGUGUACAGGAGACCACCAGGCUGCUGGAGAACAAGUUUGACUACAUCUUCUUCACUGGCAGCCCCCCGGUGGGGCGGAUCAUAAUGACAGCCGCUGCCAAGCACCUGACACCGGUGACGCUGGAGCUGGGGGGCAAGAACCCCUGCUACGUGUCCGACACGUGUGAUGUGACCAACGUGGCGCGGCGCGUGGCCUGGGGCCGCUUCUUCAACGCGGGGCAGACCUGCAUCGCACCCGACUACCUGCUCUGCACCAUAGAGAUGCAGGAGAAGCUGCUCCCAGCCCUGCGUAAAGCCAUCAGUGAUUUCUAUGGCCCCAACCCCCGAGAAUCCCCGGAUUUCGGCCGCAUUGUGAAUGACAAGCAGUUCCAGCGGGUGCAGAGACUGCUGGGCAGCGGGCGCGUGGCCAUCGGGGGACAGACGGACGAGGCAGAGCGGUACAUGGCCCCCACUGUACUGGUGGAUGUGCAGCCUUCAGAUCCCGUCAUGCAGGAGGAGGUCUUCGGGCCCAUCCUGCCCAUCGUUGUCAUAGCCAACAUGGACGAAGCCAUUGACUUCAUCAACAGCCGGGAGCGGCCCUUGGCUGUCUACGCCUUCUCCUCCAAUGACAAGGUGGUGAGCCAGGUCCUGGAGCGGACGAGCAGCGGAGGCUUCUGUGGCAAUGACACUCUGAUGCAUGUGACACUGACCUCACUGCCCUUUGGAGGCAUCGGGAACAGCGGCCUGGGAUUGCACCACGGGAAGUUCAGCUUUGACACCUUCUCCCACCACCGCGGGUGCCUGAAGCGCGGGAUGGGCUGGGAGUCCCUCAAUGCCCCACGCUACCCCCCGUACUCCAAGACGAAUUUUGGGAUCGUCCAGGCCACUUCCAAGGUGACACGAAAGAGUGACUGUACCCUGCUCUGACGAUCUCCACAUCCCACCUGGAGUCUCCCCCCUCAGCACAUUUCCUGCUGCUGGUCCUGGUGCCCAGGUGCCAUGAAAGGUGUUUCUCAUAUCCUGUGUGCUUCCCUCUCACCUCCCUGCACUCCUGCUCACCAAAAGUCUCUUGUCCUCCACAUCCCCCUCCAUCCUGGUCCCACAUUCCCUUUAUCUGGCUCUUUGGGGAUUUAUUUCCACUGGUAUUAUCAGAGCAGAGGGGUCUCCUGUGCCCCUCAUUGUGUACUCUCCCUGAUCCCAAAUCCUUGAGCUGGGAUGAUCCUGGUUUUUCCUGCUCCACGAUCCUAUUUCCUUUGCUCCAUGAUCUCUGUCCUUUACCCUGUGUUCCCAGUUUUUCCUGCUCCACGAUCCCAAGUUUCCUUUGCCCCAUGAUCUCAGUGUCCUUUGCCCCAUGUUCCCGUUUAUCCUGCUCUAUGAUCCCAGUCUCCUUCGUUCCAUGCUGCUCCAUUUUCGGGGGCUGGUUGUGCCGGUAAAAGGAAACCCAUUCCUGCUGGGCUGUGGGUUGUCCUGGCUGAAUCCCACAGGGAUCCCCCCGGGUGGGUGGAUGGAGAGAAUUGGACAAGGGAUUUGACAUAAAGACAGUUUAAUAGGGAAUGGGAAAUGUUAAAAAUUACAACAGAAUAUUGGCUUUUGCAUUUAUAUAUUAGCCUAUGCGUGCUAAUAUUUGCCAUAAAUAUUCGGAUAAAGUACAAUGUAUAAUUCUAUUUAGCUGUUCAUUAGUAGAACAUAAUCUAUUGUUUUAA
This is a messenger RNA of Catharus ustulatus (Swainson's thrush), 2416 nucleotides long. Its product is annotated as aldehyde dehydrogenase family 3 member B1-like. The transcript has 10 exons. NCBI's taxonomy places the organism in Eukaryota, Metazoa, Chordata, Aves, Passeriformes, Turdidae. Gene Ontology annotation, cellular component: cytoplasm. Gene Ontology annotation, biological process: aldehyde metabolic process. Gene Ontology annotation, molecular function: aldehyde dehydrogenase (NAD+) activity. The record is from RefSeq and is a predicted model, not a curated record. Bases 129 to 1640 code for a protein of 503 amino acids.